Selaginella moellendorffii is the source of this 852-nucleotide messenger RNA. Its product is annotated as tRNA-splicing endonuclease subunit Sen2-1-like. Gene Ontology annotation, molecular function: tRNA-intron lyase activity; nucleic acid binding. Lineage: Eukaryota; Viridiplantae; Streptophyta; Lycopodiopsida; Selaginellales; Selaginellaceae. Gene Ontology annotation, biological process: tRNA splicing, via endonucleolytic cleavage and ligation; tRNA-type intron splice site recognition and cleavage. Gene Ontology annotation, cellular component: tRNA-intron endonuclease complex. The record is from RefSeq and is a predicted model, not a curated record. The transcript is spliced from 5 exons. Bases 11 to 745 code for a protein of 244 amino acids.
GGUUUAUGCGAUGAGCCGAUGGAAGGGGAGAGGGGCGAAAGCGGUGGCCGAGGCGGCGCCGCUGUCUGGAUUGUAUGACGAGAUCAGGCGAUGGUCGGCGCGUCUAGAGUGCGCAUUGAGCGCCUCCGGGGGGACGCUCGUGGCGAAUCGUCAGCAAGCUCGCCUUCUCUGCGCUACAGGCUUUGGAUCCGAUGUGCUCUCGACUCCGGAUCGUCGUGGAGAUGGCGAGGAUUUGGCGACUACACACGUCUUUCAGCUGAUGCUUGAGGAAGUUUUCUACUUGAGCUACGAGCUAGAUUGCCUUCGCGUCCAUCGCCAAAGCUCACAGGGCCGUGUGGAUCUUACACUCGAGGAAUUGUGGUGCUUGAUGCAAGAAUUCAACAGGGAGUUUGUGAAGAUCUACAAGGCUUACUCUCACCUAAGGAACAAGCGAUGGGUUGUUCGUCCUGGUCCACAGUAUGGAGCCGAUUUCAUGGCAUACAGGCACCACCCGACUUUGGUGCAUUCAGACUAUGCAGUUCUUGUUAUCUCGGUAGAUGAUCCCCAGAGCAGGCUGGCUUCAUGGACGGAUGUUCAAGGUAUGACCCGGUUGUGCGGCAGUGUAGCAAAGACACUGUUGGUGCUGUACAUCAUAGUUGACAUGGGCCAUGAUCUGUCUUCUCCAACGUAUUUGGAGCGAAUAAAAGUGGAGGAAGUAGAAGUGCGUCGAUGGCUACCACAGAAACACCGAGAAGACUCACAAUAACGUAAAAUGGUUUUUGAGGAAGGUUAGUUUACAUUCAAAACUUUGCUUAAUAAUUCAUGUUUAGUUAUAUUUAUUAAUACAAUUGAUCAAUCAGAAGUUUAUAACUA